Exaiptasia diaphana is the source of this 1089-nucleotide messenger RNA. RefSeq lists its product as uncharacterized. The record is from RefSeq and is a predicted model, not a curated record. The transcript is spliced from 4 exons. Bases 1 to 1089 code for a protein of 362 amino acids. Lineage: Eukaryota; Metazoa; Cnidaria; Anthozoa; Actiniaria; Aiptasiidae.
AUGGAACGGGAAGACASAGUAUGUGACACUACAGCACAAGCUAGCAUCAAACUAGAAACUGCUUUAUCAUUGUACAGGGCACUGGAAAACAACGCCAGCGAACAAGAAAAACGUUUGCUUCUCGCUGCUUUACGUGACGUUAAGAUCCUUCUAUGUGAUGGAGAAGAGAACAUUACAUUAUCACAGCAGGGACUUGUGGAGACCGUCGAUAAUUUUGGCAGCCAUCUUGGAAUGAUUGCGAUUAACCGUCUAGUGCACGAUGUUGAACUGAUUAAGAGAGAACUGGAAAACUUUGACAAUGGAAAAGAGUGUGGUAAGAAAGAAGAACGAAAACCAAAGCAGUUGAGAAACGACGAUGUGGAGUUAUCUGAUGAAGAUAACCAGUGUUUUGAAAGAAUAACGAAAAGACGACGUGAGCUUCUAUCUGAAGUAGAGGCAUUUCUACCUGUUGAGAAAGACACCAAAAGAGCUGUUUUUUUACCGUCCAGAAUCAUCUUGAGGAACUCUGUACCAUCCAGCGAUACAACAGAAGAUGUACCAGAUCGAAACCAGGCCGAUAACGACACGAUUAAAGAACUAAAAAACGCUUUGCGCGAUAAACAAACCAGGCUGCAGACAAGGAGAACACGACUUGUUCCUAGAAAGGUCUCUGGUGCUCGCUGUACGCUACACAACGCGGGCAACAACAUCGAGAGAUCCAAGAUCACCCGUAACUCGAGAGCAAACAAGAAGGCAAUAAAAGUCGAUYCGAAUAGUUUUGAUCUCUGCGUUGAAUGCAAAGCAAUUUUGAAAGAGAAAGAUUUGUUUUGGGGUCUGGAAGACAAGAGUGAGAGCGAUGGUGACGUCGAGGAACAGAUUUUAAAACGACAUAUUCUGAAAUCUACCACAACACAGAAAGACGGGCAAACACCACUACCAAUUACAAUCAAGGACACCAAAUCUGACAAGAUAUACAUGAUCCAUCAUAAACCCGCUGGUCAUGCUGGACGAGGAACGUGGGCAACACCUCCAUAUCGUCCAAUCAUGUUGACCCGAUUAGACAGAUUUGAAAAAGCACCGAAACGACGUCAAGGUCAGACGCUUCGCUGA